Messenger RNA from Cydia strobilella, 557 nucleotides. Its product is annotated as tetraspanin-5-like. The record is from RefSeq and is a predicted model, not a curated record. Lineage: Eukaryota; Metazoa; Arthropoda; Insecta; Lepidoptera; Tortricidae. The transcript has 4 exons. Gene Ontology annotation, cellular component: membrane. Bases 63 to 542 code for a protein of 159 amino acids.
UCAGUUUGAAAACUUAUUUCAGCUGAAGUAGUCGCUCACUUUAGGAGCAAAAUAAACGUAACAUGGCGUGCAAACAUACUUCGAAGAAGAUCAUAUUGAUGAUUGUCAAUGUGAUUGUCAUGCUUGUCGGCUUAGGAGUUUUCGGCGUGGGCCUAUGCUGGUAUAUGAGGGUGAAUGUGAUAUCGAACAUAUUCGGAUAUACCAGCAAAUGGAUGGCCGUCGCACUCAUGCUGGCUGGGCCGCUGGCGGCCGCCGCUGGGAUCCUGGGGUGCUAUGGCGCUAUCACACAGAAAGUGCUUAUUCUGAUCAUUUUUAAAGUCCUACUGAUUGUACUGCUGGGUGCCAAGGUAGCGUGCGUGCUCCUUGUUUUCAUAAAGAAGGAAUGGUUUGCCAAAUCCGGCCCGAAGAACGAGCCCGAAAAGUUCCAGAUGAUCUUUACAGCCUUUAUGGCUGCUAUGGCUGCUGCGGAGAUAACAGCUACUGUGUUUGCUUACAAUCUUAUACGCCACGUCAGAACAUGCCCCCAAGAAAAUGAAAACUAAGAAGAAAUAGAACUG